AGUAUCGCGAUACUGACAGGUUGCACGGAGCCUUCUGCGACGUUCCUGUCGGCUUUUAUUUAUUUUUCUCUCGCCGAAUUUGACUAAAAUGUCAUUUUUAUUUGACAACGUAUCAGUUAAUAAUUGAAGAGAUUUUAUUUUAGACCCGCAGCGGUCAGCACGGAGCAACAUGGAGGCCGCCGAAGGUGUGAGCGCCGCCACGCCCACAGAGGAGAUGAACGGUGCCGGGAACCUGAUGGACUUCCUGGAUGAGCCUUUCCCCGAUGUGAGCACGUACGAGGACUUCCACACCAUUGACUGGCUGAGAGAGAAAUCCAGGGACACGGACCGCCACCGUAAGAUCACCAGCAAGAGCAAAGAGUCCCUCUGGGAGCUGAUUAAGAGCCUGCUGGACGCCUGGUCGGGAUGGGUGGUGAUGCUGCUCAUCGGCCUCCUCUCAGGGACGCUGGCCGGUGUGAUCGACCUUGCCGUGGACUGGAUGACGGAUCUGAAGGAGGGUGUGUGCCUCUCGGCGUUCUGGUACAGCCAUGAGCAGUGCUGCUGGACCUCCAACGAGACCACGUUUGACGACCGGGACAAGUGCCCACAGUGGCAGAAGUGGGCGGAGCUGAUGACAGGCCACGCCGAGGGAGCCGGAGCGUACGUGCUGAACUACUUCCUGUACAUCCUAUGGGCUCUGCUCUUCUCCUUCCUGGCGGUGUCGUUGGUGCGAGUGUUCGCUCCGUACGCCUGCGGGUCGGGAAUCCCGGAGAUCAAGACGAUCCUCAGCGGCUUCAUUAUCCGGGGCUACCUGGGGAAGUGGACCCUGCUGAUCAAGACAGUCACGCUGGUGCUGGCCGUGUCGUCGGGCCUCAGCCUGGGGAAGGAGGGUCCUCUGGUCCAUGUGGCGUGUUGCUGCGGAAACCUCUUCUGCAGCCUUUUCUCCAAGUACAGCAAGAAUGAGGGCAAGAGGCGAGAGGUGCUGUCGGCAGCGGCGGCAGCUGGAGUGUCGGUGGCGUUCGGUGCGCCCAUUGGAGGAGUCCUGUUCAGCCUGGAAGAGGUCAGCUACUACUUCCCUCUGAAGACUCUGUGGCGCUCCUUCUUCGCCGCACUGGUCGCGGCCUUCACGCUGCGCUCUAUCAACCCAUUUGGAAACAGCCGCCUGGUGCUCUUCUAUGUGGAGUACCACACGCCGUGGUACAUGGCCGAGCUGGUGCCCUUUAUCCUGCUUGGCGUCUUCGGCGGCCUCUGGGGGACCCUUUUCAUCCGAGCCAACAUCGCCUGGUGCCGGCGGAGGAAGACCACACAGCUGGGGAAGUACCCGGUCUUGGAGGUGAUCGCAGUAACGGGGAUCACUGCCCUUCUGGCUUACCCCAACCCAUACACCCGCCGCAGCACCAGCGAGCUUAUCUCAGAGCUCUUCAACGACUGCGGCGCGCUCGAGUCAUCGCAGCUCUGCGAUUACGUCAACAACCCCAACAUGAGCCGGCCGGUGGACGACAUCCCGGACCGCCCGGCGGGACCUGGUGUCUACAACGCCCUGUGGCAGCUCACCCUCGCACUCAUCUUCAAGAUCGUUAUCACCAUCUUCACCUUCGGCAUGAAGAUCCCCUCGGGUCUCUUCAUCCCCAGCAUGGCGGUCGGGGCCAUCGCCGGGCGGAUCGUCGGGAUCGCCGUGGAGCAGAUGGCCUACCAUCACCACGACUGGAUCAUUUUCAAGAACUGGUGCCGGCCCGGCGCCGACUGCGUCACGCCGGGACUGUAUGCCAUGGUGGGAGCCGCCGCCUGCCUGGGCGGUGUGACGAGGAUGACCGUCUCGCUGGUGGUCAUCAUGUUUGAGCUCACCGGCGGCUUGGAGUACAUCGUCCCCCUGAUGGCCGCCGCCGUCACCAGCAAGUGGGUGGCAGAUGCAUUCGGUAAGGAGGGCAUCUACGAGUCACACAUCCUGCUAAACGGCUACCCGUACCUGGACGUGCGGGACGAGUUCACCCACCGCACGCUCGCCACCGACGUGAUGCGUCCCCGCAGGAACGACCCGCCGCUGGCUGUCCUCACGCAGGACUCCACGACGGUAGAGGAUGUGGAGACGCUGAUCAAAGACACGGACUACAACGGUUUCCCCGUGGUCGUGUCCAGGGAGUCAGAGAGGCUCAUCGGCUUCGUCCAGCGCAGAGACCUCACGCUCGCCAUCAAGAACGCCCGUCAGAAGCAGGACGGCGUGGUGAGCAGCUCAGUGGUCUACUUCACCGAGGACGCACCGCAACUGCCGGCGAGCAACCCGCAGCCGCUUAAGCUGCGACGCAUCCUCAACCUCAGCCCAUUCACCGUCACCGAUCACACGCCCAUGGAGACCGUGGUGGACAUCUUCCGCAAGCUUGGUCUGCGCCAGUGUCUGGUCACCAGGAGCGGGCGUCUCCUGGGCAUCAUCACCAAGAAGGACGUUUUGCGUCACAUGGCCCAGAUGAUGAACCAGGAUCCAGAGUCCAUCAUGUUCAACUAGCGUGAGAGGCGGGUUUACUGCCCUGAUGGUGUAAAUAUGUCAAACUGGAAAGAUGACGCCAUGCUGCUCUGCUACCUGUGAAAAGCCCCUCCCACCUCCCUCGAUAUCCAAACCCCGCCCCCCCCUGCAGUGGCAGGAAGGCUUUAAAACGUAGUGAAUCUACCUUAACGUCGUUCAUUUGCUGCUGCUCGUUCAGUUUAGAGAUUCGGAUGAAGGGAAACUGCGACUUCAGGGCAGUGUGUGUGUGUGUGUGUGUGGAGUGAAUCGCAGGGUUAACGAUCAUGUCUGAUCAUAUUUAAAUGAAAUUUGGACCUCUGAGGCUCCGUGAUGAUUGUUUUUAUUGAUUCAUGGUGUAGGUUUUAGAGAUUAUCUCAUUCAGAAGGGUGUCUUUAUUCUGCCUAGCUUUCCUGUCUUUUGGAGCUCAAACGGCUCUGUGUGUUAGAUGUGUAUAUUUAACCCUAAAACACUCAGACUUUAUAAAGAUUUAUAAAGUUUUAACAUAUUUGGUGAAGUGCUAUUCACCACAUUUCCAGAUCCAGACCUGUUGAGUGAUCUUCAGACCCGAACCGUCAACAUAUUUAGAAAGUUUAGCUCUUCUUUGAAUCCAAAUUCAACUUUAUCGGUUAAGAAAAUGCACUACAAGUAUCUAUGAAACACACACGCUUCUGAAUGAGAUGAUAUUCAGUCAUAACUGGAAAAUGAUCAUGUGUAUCUUUAAAUCUGGAGGUGAAAUGGGACCAGCUGUGAGGGUCACACACAUCUGGAGCUAAUUUUAUUUGAAGUUGAGGACUUUGUUGCACUUUGUCUUAUUUUGUUGUACGUGUUGCUGCCAUAUUUAUAUAUUACUGCUGCCUGUGUUCAUGCGUCUGGUGGACAUGCCAGCUCCCUCAAACACUAAACCUUGUUUAUUUGUU
This is a messenger RNA of Oreochromis aureus, 3393 nucleotides long. RefSeq names its product chloride channel, voltage-sensitive 4 (gene clcn4). Gene Ontology annotation, molecular function: voltage-gated chloride channel activity. The transcript is spliced from 12 exons. The record is from RefSeq and is a predicted model, not a curated record. Gene Ontology annotation, biological process: transmembrane transport; chloride transport. NCBI's taxonomy places the organism in Eukaryota, Metazoa, Chordata, Actinopteri, Cichliformes, Cichlidae. The coding region runs from base 170 to 2479 and encodes 769 amino acids. Gene Ontology annotation, cellular component: membrane; Golgi apparatus; early endosome.